Messenger RNA from Lacerta agilis (Sand lizard), 3199 nucleotides. It is a transcript of the gene PGAP6, whose product is annotated as post-glycosylphosphatidylinositol attachment to proteins 6. The transcript has 13 exons. Gene Ontology annotation, cellular component: plasma membrane. Bases 16 to 2337 code for a protein of 773 amino acids. The record is from RefSeq and is a predicted model, not a curated record. NCBI's taxonomy places the organism in Eukaryota, Metazoa, Chordata, Lepidosauria, Squamata, Lacertidae.
GCCGCCGCGGCUCCGAUGGCGCCCGUCCCGCUCGUGCUGGCGCUGCUGGUGCUCCUGGCCCUCGCCGACCCCUCGCCGCCGCCGCCGCCGCCGGCAAAGGAGACGCGGAGCAGCAACGGCGGAGGCGGAGGUCCCGACGACUGGUCCUUUGUGGCGGAGUAUUUUGUCCAGGGCGCCCAGAAGCUCUCCUUCUACAGCUGGUAUGCCAAUGCCAGGCUCUUUCGCUUCCGCGUGCCAGAGGAUACCGUCCAGCUGCGCUGGCUCCUUCAGGCAUCCCAGGGAAGGGGUCCCGACUGCAGCAGCACAAACAUCACUGUCCACUUCCGCCAUGGUGCCCCUCCUGUCAUCAACCCCCUGGGCACGCAGUUCCCAGCCAACACAAGCGUCCGCCUCGCCUACAAUCUGACCACGACUCUGGCCACUCUGGUGCAGAACACCACCUUCGUCAACGUCACAGGACCUGCUGCAGGCGACUGGUUCAUGGUGGCCCACCUACCCAAGGCCGCAGGGAAGAUUGAGGUGAAGGGCAUCUCAACGCCUUGCACCUACAGCUUCCAGCCGGACAUGUUUGUGCUGCGCGUCAUCGACACGCUGAUUCUUGAGCCCGACACUCCGGUGCAGCAGACCAUCGCCCAGCCCGCCAGGCCCCUUCAUGCCAAGGUCUUUGUCCCCGGCUACAGUGCCGCGCUGCACUUUGAGCUGGGCAGCUGCAAGGUGAACACUUCCAGCCCCUGUGCCCUCCGUGUCACGCUGGGCUCUGCCACUCUGCACUCGCACUCCCAGAAGGUGCUCAACUGCUCCGGGGACUGCAGCGGCAUCCUCGCUUCGCCACCAUGGCAGAAGUGGCUGCCCAUCAUGGUGGAAAGCCUCAGCGGCCCUGGGACCAGGGUCUCCUUUCAGCUGAAGGCCUCCUUCACAGUGUGCAAGCCUGACAGGGCCAGCUCCUUCCUCAGCUUCUACCAGAGUCUGAACCGGAGCCAGGAGACACCUUUGCCAGGAGGAAGCCCCAACGCCACCCUGCUCACAGGAGCCGGGGCAGCGCACCACCCCCUAGGCCAAAGCAGCCGCUGCCUGCGCAACCAGCCUGUCAUCCGCGAAGACCUGGACGUGGUGUCUCUGCAUUUCCGUGUCCUUGGAGACGUUAGUGUGCCUGUCGAGGCCGAGCCGCCGGCUUUGCUCCUCUUCAACCUGAACUCGGGCAUGGACAGCGGGGGGACCCUGGUGCUGAAUCUGGCCCUUAACCAGACCGACUGGAGCCUUGGGAACGCCUCGGUGUGGGCCUGCUUGAGUGCCAGCUCCCCUGUGCUCUCUGCGAAUGCCACGAGGGGCUGCCACACAGCUUUCUCCCAAGGCUAUCCGCUGAACGUGUCCACCUCUUCUCCAGACGCUACACUCAUCAUCCCAUACCCAGAAACGGACAACUGGUUCCUGUCCAUGCAGCUCCUCUGCCCGGAGACUGUGGGGGAAUGUGACAAAGCCAAAGCCCAGGUGUCCGUUGUGACCUACCUCAGCCCCUGCUUCGAUAACUGCGGGACAUAUGGGCAGUGCAACCUCCUGGGCCGCAGUUACCCUUACGCCGGGUGCAGCUGCAAAGCGGGCUGGAGUGGCUGGAGCUGCACGGAAGACACCAAGGCCCAGCCUGUCGGCACACAGAUCCUGGCCACGCUCCUGCUGACGCUCAGCAACCUCUUCUUCCUGCCGGCAAUCGCUGUUGCGCUUUACCACUACCACCUGGUGGAAGCCUCCGUUUACACCUUCAACAUGUUCUUCUCCACCUUCUACCAUGCCUGUGACCAGCCCGGUGUUGCAGUGAUGUGCAUCAUGGAUUACGACACGCUGCAGUUUUGCGACUUCUUUGGCUCUGUGGUCUCCAUCUGGGUGACCGUCCUGUGCAUGGCUCGACUGGAGAAGACCUUGAAAUAUGUCCUCUGUGUGCUGGGGACCCUGUUCAUCGCCAUGUCACUGCAGCUGGACCGCCGAGGGGUUUGGAACAUGAUGGGGCCCUGCCUCGUGGCCCUCCUCAUCAUGAUUGCAGCUUGGGUUCACCGUGGCGUGACACGGCGCGACUGCUACCCGCCCUCCUGGAAGCGCUGGGCUUUCUUCCUCUGCCCUGGGAUCACCCUGGCUGUGGUGGCCAUUAUGGUGUAUGCCUUCAUUCAGACCAAAGAGAACUACUUCUACACGCACAGCAUCUGGCACAUCCUGGUGGCCUCCAGCGUGGCCUUCCUCCUCCCACCUGGAGACAAGCUCCAGAAUCCGUGGGACUGGUCCCGCAAGCUGCUCUGCCGCUACCAGAUUUGCAAGAAUGACCGCGAGGAGCUCUACGCCGUGACGUGACAGACUGAGAGGGGGCGGACUCUCGCGAGGCUCUGGCCCCAGGGCCUCCCUCCACGCUUCUGGGUCGGCUUGCCAGCCGCUUCCUGGUGCCACCUGAAGGCCAUCCAUCCUGCAGGAGAGACCAUCACGCUGGCUGGGUGAAGAACAGGGAGCUGCGAGGGUCCACAAGACAAGACGGCUCACUAGUCUCCACCCUUACCUGAGAGGUCACCCACUCAUGAAGCAGGUCUCUCCUCCAGUGGAACCAGCAGCACUUUCUGGAGCCUUCAGGUGCAUCACCACAGCCUGCUUUUGUUGAAUCUGCGUGGCUGGGAACUGGGAACCAGGCAGUUCUGCAAUCCUGGGAGUGGGGGUGGAGUGACAACUAGACACAAGUGUUCCUUGUGGGGCUUGUAGACAGGAGGCUGGUGUGCAGCUCCUGGCACCCUGUUAAUGUGGAAAGAAGAAACAUGGUUGCUCAAACCUGAGAGGGGUGUGUGAAUGAUAAGAAUGCAAGGGACACACCUGGGCUAGGGAGGGAGGAGAGGCGUCCUUGCUGGCCGUGGUUGGAGAAACCGUGUAUUGCUCAGGGAGGUGCCAAGUUUCUCUGUCCUGAACAAAAAGCUGAGCUGGAGCAGCCCAGUUCUGUUCCUCUGCCUGUGGGUGCCAAGCGAGCUCUGCCGCUCACUGCCAGGCCUGAGACUGACUUGGUCACGUGAUACUGCUGAAUGAAAACCUCGUGGCACUGUUGCCAUUCAGCGGUGCCCAUCCACCAGCCAGGUUGUUCAAGAGCCUUCAACUGCUGGUGGGCUUUGGACUUGGGUGAAAGCAGGGAGAUCCUGUUCUUGCAUCUUUCUCUCCACCACUUUGGGGCUGUUCCCCC